Corythoichthys intestinalis (scribbled pipefish) is the source of this 5181-nucleotide messenger RNA. Its product is annotated as Y+L amino acid transporter 2. The transcript is spliced from 10 exons. Lineage: Eukaryota; Metazoa; Chordata; Actinopteri; Syngnathiformes; Syngnathidae. Bases 2918 to 4420 code for a protein of 500 amino acids. The record is from RefSeq and is a predicted model, not a curated record. Gene Ontology annotation, biological process: amino acid transmembrane transport. Gene Ontology annotation, cellular component: membrane. Gene Ontology annotation, molecular function: L-amino acid transmembrane transporter activity.
CCCUCUGCCUAAGGAGACUUAAAGAGCAAUUGAAACAAAUUUUUACCAAACAUUUUAAGUCAGGUGUGUGCCCAAUCACUGAUGAGUGGUUUAAACCUGCCCUGGACACUAUAAAACACACACCUGGUAAGAAUUGUCUUGAUGUGAAGCAUUGGCUGAUGUUCAUCAUGGCCCGGUUUAUUGGUUUGUAUAAAGCUGGGAAAGGAUACAAAACCAUCUCUAAAAGUCUGGAUCCUCAUCAAUCGACAGUCAGAGAACUUGUCUACAAAUGUUGUUUACAAACUCUCUCCCAAGGAGUGGCCCUCCACUGAAGUUCAGUGCAGAAUACUCAGAGAGGUAAAAAAGAACCCUAGCGUGUGUGCUAAAGACUUACAGAAAUCACUGGCACAGUCCAAUAUCUCUGUGCACACAUCAACUACACGUAAAACUAUGGUCAAGAAUGGUGUUCAUGGGAGUGCUCCACGGAGGAAGCCACUGCUGUCUAAAAAAAACCUUGUUGCUUGUUAAAUAUUUGCAAAAAGGCACUCUGACACUCCACAGAAGUUGUGGUAAAAUAUUUUGUGGACUGAUGAAACUGAAGUUGAAUUGUUUGGGAGUAACACACAACGUCAAAAUUGAACAGCUCACCAACAUCAACACCUCAUCCCCACCGUGGUGGAGGGAGCAUCAUGAUUUAGGGCUGUUUUGCUUCCUCAGGGCCUGGAUAACUGGCAAUCAUUAAUGGAAGAAUGAAUUCAAAAGUUUUGCAGGAAAACCUGAGGCCAUCUGUCAGACAGUUGAAGCUAAAAGGAGGAUGGAUGCUGCAACAAGACAAAGAUCAAAAACAAAGAAGAAUAUUCACUUCCGAAUGGUUUGAGAAGAACAAAAUACAUGUUUUGGAGUGGCCAAGCCAAAGUCCAGACUUGAACCCCAUUGAGAUGCAGUGGUAUGACCUAAAGACAGGGAUUCAUGCCGCACAUCCCAGGAAUCUGACUGAACUACAGCAGUUUUGUAGAGAGAAUGGGCCAAGAUUAGUCAUGAUCGAAGUGUCAGACUGAUCUGCAGCUACAAGAAGCGUCUGGUUGAAGUUAUUGCUCCCGAGGGGAUUGGGGGGGGCACAAAAUAUUAAAUGUGAUGGUUCACUUACUUAUUUUCCCCCUUCUGUCAUUGUUCGCAUACUAUCCUCAAUAAAUAUGAUAACCUAUAAAUGCUUGGGGGUUCAGUAUCGAUACUUCAAUACUUUUUUUUUAUACUUUUGACAAUGCUACCAAAUAUAAAUGUAAAAAUUCUAAGGCUGUCAAACGAAUAAAAUUUUUAAUCGAGUUAAUUACAGCUUAAAAAUUAAUUAAUCGUAGUUAAUCACAAUUCAAACCAUCCAUAAAAUAUGCCAUAUUUUUCUGUAAAUUAUUGUUGGAAUGGAAAGAUAAGACACAAGAUGGAUAUAGACAUUCAACAUACGGUACAGAAGUACUGUAUUUGUUUAUUAUAACAAUAAAUCAACAAGAUGGCAUUAACAUUAUUAACAUUCUCUUAAAGCGAUCCAUGGAUAGAAAUACUUGUAGUUCCUAAUAGAUAAAUGUUAGUACAAGUGAUAGAAAUUUUAUAUUAAAACCCCUCUUAAAUUUUUCGUUUUAAUAACAUUUGUAAAAUUUUCAAUCAAAAAAUAAACUAGUAGCCCGCCAUUGUUGAUGUCAAUAAUUACACCAUGCUCACUCUGCAGAGGGAGACAAAACUCCAAAAAACACAAGUAACAAGUUGGCAUUGCACUGUGCUGUCAUUUUAAUCUGUUUGAGCGGGGCCUGUGCGUUAAUUGCGUCAAAUAUUUUAACGUGAUUAAUUUAAAAAAUUAAUUACUGCCCGUUAACGCGAUAAUUUUGACAGCACUAAUAUUAAUGUGAUAAGGCAUCUUUCAGUGAACUUCGAGUAAAGUUGAAGUAUCUAAAGUUCGGGCAGAGUGUCCUGUUUUUUUGGAAAUCAAAAUAUGGUCAGCGGUACCUCGAGAUAUGAAAGCUUCUGUAUCCAAAAAGUUUUUCAAAGCUUAUUCGCUUCAAAGUACGAAAAAUGAUUCAUCGUUGGAAAGAUAAUAGAACCGUCAUUCGCAGCUCGCAGCAAUGCAACAAUUUCAUUACGUCUGACUAUAAAUUUUUUUCAGUGAGACCAAAUGGCAGUCGAUGGCUCGUCUUUAAGCACUCUGCGUUUGCUAUGAGCUUCAGUUGUCAUGUGAUAACGUCUGUAGAAUGAGCCUAACAAACUACUUACACUUAAGUGCCACUAGGGGUCGACAAAGCACUACAAACAAACAAUCAGAGGAAAUGACGGCAAAUUAAAUGUGCUGUUUUUAGUACAGCUUGGAACAAAUCAGGCCAGAAAUCCACGAUACGAAAGACACUCAGGAACAAAUUCAUUUUGUGUAAAUCGCCAAGUGGAGGAAAAAAGGUAGUCUGGAAAAGACGGUCAUUUUUGUAUUGAAUUGAUGACAUGAGUUCACAUGAAAUUCAUCUUUGACUUCUGGCUGCCCUCAUUUUUCUGACUUCUAUAUUUAGCUCCAUAAAAAAGGAGCCAAUCCCCAUCAGAGGACCAUAAAUGGAAAGUUUCUCCACAGAUAGAGUGCCAAGCUGUUGCAUUAUCCGUGAGUCUUCCUGAAUGUCGACUUUGCUGAGUUUUGACCCACAAGUGUCUUGUUCCUUUUUGUGGGGUUGGUGUGCCCCCUGUCUGAAAAUAGUGCAGGGGGGAACGAGAGAAUGCGGUCCCGCUCGCUCGGCGCCCGCCGGGGGAACAAACACACGUGGGACAGAGUUGAGGAUUGCCUCACCGUCCGUCAACAGGCACGCAUCUCGCACGCCAGCCCGCAAACGUUAAUAGUCGUCACGCGACAGACGCACGGACUAAAAACAGCAGUUGUUCUGAUUCAGCACUCGACGUCGGCCUUGGCAGAAUAAUGGCGGACAUGAGAGAGAAGAUGAGCGCCGUCUGCCUAAAGAUCUGCCCGAGAGGGCCCGUCCCCUCCGACGAGGACUCCGGCGAGGAGAAAGUGCAGAUGAAGAGAGAAAUCUCCCUGAUCAACGGCAUCUGUCUAAUCGUGGGCAACAUGAUCGGCUCGGGCAUCUUCGUGUCGCCGAAGGGCGUCCUGAUGCACAGCGCCUCCUUCGGACUGUCCUUGCUCAUCUGGGUACUGGGGGGAGUCUUCUCCGUCUUCGGGGCCCUGUGCUACGCCGAGCUAGGCACCACCAUCGCCAAGUCCGGAGCCAGUUACGCCUACAUCCUGGAGUCCUUCGGAGGCUUCCUGGCCUUCAUCCGCCUCUGGACGUCCAUCUUUCUCAUCGAGCCGGCCAGCCAGGCCGUCAUUUCGCUCACCUUUGCCAACUACCUGGUGGAGGCCUACUACCCCACCUGCUCCCCGCCUCACGACGCCGUACGCCUCAUUGCGGCGGCCUGCCUUUGCAUGCUCAUCUUCAUUAAUUGUGCCUGCGUAAAGUGGGGAACUCUGGUCCAGGACAUCUUCACUUACGCCAAACUCUCAGCCCUCCUUCUCAUCAUCAUGGUGGGAAUCCUCCAAUUGCUGACGGGAGAGAGCGACAGCUUCGAAAGCCCCUUUGAGGGUUCCUCCACGGAUCCCGGAGCCAUCGCUCUGGCUUUCUACUCGGCGCUCUUCUCCUACUCUGGCUGGGACACGCUCAACUUUGUCACCGAGGAGAUUCAGAAUCCAGAGAGGAAUCUGCCGCUGGCAAUCGCCAUCUCCAUGCCCAUCGUGACCGUCAUCUACCUCCUGACUAACGUGGCCUACUACGUGGUUCUGGACAUGCCCUCUCUGCUGGCCAGUGACGCCGUGGCCGUGACCUUCGGGAAUCAAGUCCUGGGACCGUUCAAUUGGAUCAUCCCUGUGUCUGUGGCCAUGUCCUGCUACGGUGGACUCAACGCGUCCAUCAUCGCUGCUUCCAGGUUGUUCUUCGUGGGCGCCCGAGAAGGUCACCUCCCCGACACCUUGAGUCUGAUCCACCUGGAGCGCUACACUCCCAUCCCUGCGCUUUUGUUCAACGGCAUGAUGGGAUUGAUUUUUCUAUGCGUGGAGGAUGUCUUUCAGCUGAUUAACUAUUUCAGCUUCAGCUACUGGCUGUACGUGGGCCUGUCCGUGGCCGGUCUGAUUUAUCUGCGCAUCACCCAGCCGGACAGACCCAGACCUGUGAAGCUGGCCUUGUUCUUCCCGUUCAUCUACUGCCUGUGCAGCCUGUUCUUAGUCCUCGUCCCUUUGUACGGAGACACGGUCAACUCUCUCAUCGGCCUCGCCAUCGCCCUCUCCGGCGUGCCCGUUUAUUACGUGGCCAUCCACCUGCCCGAGGAGAGACGGCCCAAAUUCCUGCGCACGCUAAACGUCUUUGCGACCAGAAACACCCAAAAACUGCUCUACUGCUGCUUGACGCAACCUGACGAGAAAAGACAGUGAUGCGGGCGUGCGGUCGCCCGCUUUUCAAAGGUCAUUUUGUCUCACAGACGGGAGAUAAACAAGCCCCGACACGUGUACGUGGACGGGUUAAAAAAGAUCUGCGGUUUCAAAUGACGGUGGAGGAAGAGGGGGGGCGGGCAGACGGCGUGCCCCUCACUGCUUCAGAUUAAAUUGGGGUGGAUGUGGCCUGCAGACUGGAAGGAGGGCCCCAGGCCUGGAUAAAUUCCCCAUUCCAAGUUGGUGCAUUUGAUAACUAUGUAUUAUUUAAUCUUACCUAGGAUAUUACGCGGUGUAAUUCUCAAUAGAGACGAGAUCAUUCAAUAUCUUCCAUGAGGAUUUUACAAAUGCAAAGCUAUUCUAGAUGUACACUUUGUUUUCAAGAGUGUUAUUCCGUGCAUGGGUUUGACUUCUAUUGUAAGACUGGCUACUGUGGUUAUUGAGUAGCGUUGAUAUCAUCGAUAUCAUUUUUUUUUUGGCUCCCGUUACCAAUUCUGUGUGGAAUUGGCUGAUGUAGAUACUGUACCGAUACCAUGUUUUGUUUUGUUUUUUGAUAAAAAUGUUUUUUCAAAUGUUUCUUUUCAUACUAAAUAACUACAACGCAUAAAAGUCGUGACUAUCAUGGCUUGUUCACACACUUUCAGCGCCAUUGAUGGUACUCGACGUCCAAUCCAUUUGGAGUGGUGACAGUGAACGAAGGAACGUCCAUUCGCUGGCAGUGAGUUUAUCACUAGUAGACGUCCAUUCCAUUUGAAGUGGGUGGG